GGGGUAUAAAAUAGUGUAUCAUACAGAACGCCGAUAUCCACCUCCCUGAUUCCAAUUUUUUAGGGCGGGAAAAAUUUAAUUUCACACAAGUCUAUCAUCAUUCAUGAGAGGCCCCGCCGGACGCCGCCCUCCAACGGAGCGCUUCGUCGGCGACCACCGCAUCACUACUCCAACAUCUGUAGAUCCACGGCAGUUCAAUGUUGGCGUUGGAGGAACCCGCCGAGAUUCCGACGGUAGUUUCUGCAGUAGCCGUCCCUCUUCUUGUUACUCUGCUGGCGUCAAUCACCACCGUCCGGCCUCCGCCGUCGUCGUCAACGACCGAUCCUACCAAAGCCUCGCUGUUUCCACCAUCAAUUCCUACCUAUCCGCAUGUUCCUUCCCGAUCUUCUUUAAACUUAAACCCCUCCCGUCUGGCAAAGACAUCACCGAAACCCUAAAAUUCAUUCUCACUCGCCUCGAAUAUCCGCCUGGUAAUAAGAUCGAGGACGAUCUGUUUGUAGUUUUGAAAUGGUUGAAUUGCCCGAUUAAGAUGAACAAGUCGGCCUUAAAAUCCCCUGGAACGCCUCACAUGUUUCCUACUGUUUUAGCCGUGCUUCAUUGGCUUGUACAGAUUGCAAUGUAUAACGAGCACCUUGCAAAUUCCACUCAGUCACAGUCGAUUUCUGGCGACAGCAUGUUCAUCUACACUCUGAAUACUUACCUGCUUUACAUAAGGGGAGACGACGAUGCAAUGGAAAGGGAAGAUGAAAAUUUCAUGGAGAAGUUACACCAGGAGAAAAUCUCUCUGGAGGAGAAUAUAAAGGUCAAAUCAGGAGAUGUGAAGGAUCUGGAGGCAAAACUGGAGGCAAUGAAGUCUGGGCCAUCACUGAGGGAAUCAAAGGAGGAGGAACAGGGAAUGUUGGAAAAGGAUAUUAAGAAGUUCAACGAAUUAAUCGAACAGUUGCAGACACAUGUUGUGUCUGUGGAGAAGCUAUUGGAAGAAAAAGAGAAGGAAUUGGGAACUAAAAUAGAGGAGAGGGUUAGGAUGUGUGAGGAGAAUGAAGAGUUGAAGAAGAAAGUGGAAGAACAGGCUAUGAAUAUGAGAGAUGCAGAGAGGAUGAAGAGAGAGUUACAAUCAGUGGAAAGAGAUAUAGGAGAGGCAGAGAUUGAAAGGAACAAAUGGGAGGAGAAAUGCUGGGAUCUUAAUGCUGUCAUGGGGACAAAUUUAAAGGAGCUUGAGGCACUUCAGAUCGAAUGCAACCAGACUAUGAGGAGGUUGAAACUAGGAAAUGAUUUCCAGUAUGAGUUGAAUGACAAAGGUUUAACACCUGCUGAGGUGCUUGGGAUGGAUUAUAAAUCAACACUGAAACCUGCACUAAAGUCUGCUAGUGAUGAUGUAAAGAAAAGUUCAAUGGAAAAUCUUGAAAGUUUGAUAUCUCUUCAGCAAUUAUCCCGUGACAUUAAUGCAAAAAUUGAUGCCAAAAGAAAUCGUAUUGCUGUACUUCAAUCACGAAUUGAGGAAGUGGAAAAUCAAUUAAACUUGAUAAAGAAGGAAACACAAGAACACACCUCUCGAUGUGCAAUGGAAGCUCAAAAAUUGAUAGAAAGCUUUGAAGCCGAGUCUCAUAAAGUGGAUGUUGUUGAAAAAGAAGCUCUUGAACUUGCUCAGAAUUCAAAAGCAAAGUUACAAGAAACAAUGAAGAGAAACGAAGAAGAAAUUCAAAAAUGUGCUCAUGAGCUUUUAGCAUCGAUUGAUUCCAUCUCAAAGUACAAAGAAUCCAUGCUUUCAACAAUUUCACAAAUCAAAAACCAAGUCUCAGAAACCGCUCUUGCUAUAGCACACAUUCACAAGGCUUCAUUAACCACUUCAAAUACCCCGAUUUAUGAAAACUAAAACAACUCCUCCUUUUUAAUAUUUCUUCUUAUAUCUAGUGUAAUUAGUCUAUUUGAAAAAACUUGAAUGUAAGGUGUUCAUGUGUUGUAUCUUGAUUUGAAAUUGUUGUUUCAGUAUCAGGU
Messenger RNA from Lactuca virosa, 1995 nucleotides. The record is from the annotation of a GenBank genome assembly. NCBI's taxonomy places the organism in Eukaryota, Viridiplantae, Streptophyta, Magnoliopsida, Asterales, Asteraceae.